AUAUAUACUCAUUUUAUUUCUAUCUAUUUAAUUCAUAAAAAGAAUACAUUAUACGUAUGAGUUCUGGCAAUCUGAUUAGAUGCAUCACAUAUCAUGUUAUAUGAGAUAAUGCUCAUUUGGGAGGUAAAAAUGAAGAGUUUUUUUUUAAGAAACAGUUGAAAAAUGGUUUAAAAUCUAUGAUAUUUAAUAGAUAAAAGGUUGUGCCCCUAAAGUGGCCAUGCCAUAUAACCAGCUAAGAGCCUAUGAUUCACAAAAACUACAUUAUCUAGCCACAGCCCAAGUAAGAAAUGAAUACAACCCAGAAAAAAGGGCAGAUUCCGCAAGCCAACUCAGCCGAGGCCAUCUUUUGUAAUUUAGGUUACCAAACAUGUCCCCUUUUUUAACGUUAACACCUUAAAUGAAAUCUUUACAUUCGCACGACAACACGCAAGAAGGAAAAAGAAAAAGACAGGAGAACAGUGUGAACCUCUUCCAUUAUUCUCUAAUAGCCUGAUCUGCACAUUAUCUUCCUCUCUCUAAAGGGUCAACCUUUUGCCUUGAAGAGACAGAGAGGGGGAGAUAGGUUUUGUUUGAAACAAAAGAAAAAAAAAAAAAGGGAAUAUAAGAUACUUUGAUUAUGGGUGGUGGGAAGAGAUUUGCUGUUCUUCUCUGUGCUGAGGAUUCUGAUUAUAUUAAAAAGAGAUAUGGAGGGUAUUAUGGGGUUUUCGUGGAAAUGCUGGCGGAGGAAGGGGAGACCUGGGAUGUGUUCAGGGUGGCCAAUGGUGAGUUCCCUGAUGAUAAAGAGAUUGGUGACUUUGAUGGCUUUGUUAUAACCGGGAGUUGCAAUGAUGCACAUGGCAAUGACGUUUGGAUUUGUAGGUUGAUUGCUCUCUUGAACAAGUUGGAUUCAUUGAAGAAAAAAGUUCUUGGGAUUUGCUUUGGUCAUCAGAUUCUUAGUCGUGCACUGGGAGGAAAGACCGGGCGUGCCAUCUCAGGUUGGGACAUUGGAAUCAGAGCCAUCCAUUUCUCAUCAUCUUCAUCAAAGCUCUUCUCAUCUCUGAAAAUCCCAACCACUCUUUCCUUGAUCGAGUGCCACAGAGAUGAGGUUCGAGAACUUCCACCAAAAGCAGAGGUGAUAGCACGGUCUGAAAAGACUGGGGUCGAGAUGUUUAGAUAUGCAGAUCAUAUGAUGGGCAUCCAAGGCCACCCUGAGUACACCAAUGACAUUCUGCUUCAUCUGAUCGACCGUCUUAUGAUGCGCGGUUUUAUUGCGGAUUCGUAUGCUGAUGAGUUGAAGGCAAACCUGGGGAAAGUGGAGCCUGAUAAGGAUGCAUGGAAGAAACUGUGCACCAGCUUCCUCAAGGGUAGAUUAUAAUGAAAAUUUUCUUUAUUGGAAAUUGUCCAAAAAAAUAAAAAGAAAACGUUAAUAUGAACCCCAUUUAGCAAGUUGAAAUUUGAAACAAGCUCAGUGAGGUAGGUCACAGGCUAAGAAAACAGAAAGUUGCAUUUAAGCAUGUAAAAGCUGUUCUUAGGUAAGGAUUUUGAUGUGGUCUUCUCCGGGUUAACGAAAGAUUGGCAGCUUUUUCUUAACAAUUUCGAUCCCCUCCAUAAUAAACUUAAGAUUGGCACCAGCUGUAUCAAAUUCAUGACCUCCAUCUACAAGCCAAGGAGGCAUUUGUAAAACACGCUUAAAAUUCAUCUCAAUCCGGCCCAAUAACGCUUCCUCCAAACCUCCGUGUGUGCUGACAUAUUCCAAAAUCCCCUUCCACAUGGCGAACUUAAUUUCUCAACCAUAACAAACAACCAAACAAAAAGUUGAAAAGAGGAAUCAAGGGCAAAGUGAAGGGUA
Molecule: messenger RNA, 1828 nt
Organism: Durio zibethinus
Lineage: Eukaryota; Viridiplantae; Streptophyta; Magnoliopsida; Malvales; Malvaceae
Product: gamma-glutamyl peptidase 5-like
Cellular component (GO): cytosol
Source: RefSeq, a predicted model, not a curated record